CGUCGUGGGCGAUCAUCUCCACCACGCCGCCGCCACCGUCGACGGGCAAACGGAAACGGGGGAACGACGUGGAUGGACCCGCUGUGCAGCCGCGGCCGACGGUUGGGAUGGCUGUUGCGGGGGAUGGGACCGCUGUGUAUAUUUUUGGGGGGAUGAAGGUGGUUGAGGGGAGGUUGGCGUUUGUCAAUACGCUGUCAAAGUACGACCCGGAAACACAGCUCUUCUCCGAACUCCCCACUACGGGCGUCAACAUACCCUAUCCGCGCAUAAACGCCACCCUCACCUACAUCCCGGCACACCCGCAAACAGCAUCCGAGCCCUGUCUGUUCCUCUUUGGCGGGUUCGCGUACCCGAACACAUACCUGAACGACGCGUAUAUCUUCAGCCUGCAUUCGAGAGUUUGGAGGCGGCUGGAGGUGACAGGGAAGGCGCCGGACGCGAGGGAACAUCAUACGACGGUGUUUUGGGCGAGUGCGGACGGGAAACGGAGGUGGUUGGUUGUUUACGGGGGAAUGACUGUGGACGCGGCGGGGCCGGAUCGCCCGAAGCGGUUAGGGGAUGUUGCUGUUUUGGAUAUAGAUUCGGCGACGUGGAUCUAUCCUGAAAUCGGCGGCACCAUCCCACCAGGCCGCUCGAAACAUUCGGCGGUUGUUUGUGGGGAUAGGAUGGUCGUGUAUGGAGGACAGGAGCAGCAGUCUGUACCUAACGGGGUAAUGCAACGUCCUUCCGAUGUGCAUAUCCUCGAUUUAGAUAAGCUUUGUUGGGAGGCCCUGCAGCCAGUAGGAGACGAUAGCCCAUCUGCGCCACCACGCGCAGACCACGGUGCGGCACUGAUCGGCAACAGACUCUACAUCACCAGCGGGAUCGCCCCAACCCAGGGCUGGGACGGAACCCCCUCUCGAUCCCCACAGCUGUUAGACGACAUGUGGCAUCUGGAACUCGGACCGCCCGCAUCACCGGGCCCGUUAUACAUCGACCGCCAGACACAACCCCGUCACGCGUUAUGCAUAACCUGGGGCGGGACCACCACCACUCCGGGUACGACAUACACGGUAUCGAUCAGACGGAGGACGCAGGAAAUGGAUGAGUGGAAUGUGGUGUACGAGGGUGCUGAGCGGCGAUGUGUUGUUGAAGGGGUGCAUAGCGGGGAUGGAUCAAAGUGGGAGGUUGGGCCGGAGGAGGAGUAUGGGGUGCGGGUGGAGGCGAAAGUGUGGCCCGCGACGGGGUAUGAAUCGAAGGCGGUGGUGGAGGGUGUUGCGUAUGUAUGUUUAGGAGGUAAGGGUCGAUGUCUACGUCUGUCAAAUCACUUAUGGCCCGGUGAGCGCUUACCCUAUUUGUCUUCUUGCAAUUGACAGAACGGCCACACCCACCACAGAAGGUUUGUCUGACGAAACGGAGCUGGCCCUCUGAUACACCCCCGACUACUAUAGCUGCACUACCGAUUUAUACCCCCGCCCGAUCAUUCUUCAGCGACGCGCCGAACGUGCUGGUGACAUGGGCCGAUGCGCUCCCGGACCUCACUUAUAAAAUCCAGGCAACAUGCCGCUUAUCCACCGCGCCCCCAACGGCCGAAAAAGCAAAUGGAAAUGCAGACGGAAACG
This is a messenger RNA of Fimicolochytrium jonesii, 1601 nucleotides long. RefSeq lists its product as uncharacterized. Bases 108 to 1352 code for a protein of 414 amino acids. NCBI's taxonomy places the organism in Eukaryota, Fungi, Chytridiomycota, Chytridiomycetes, Spizellomycetales, Powellomycetaceae. Gene Ontology annotation, molecular function: protein binding. The transcript is spliced from 5 exons. The record is from RefSeq and is a predicted model, not a curated record.